Messenger RNA from Neolamprologus brichardi, 4298 nucleotides. NCBI's taxonomy places the organism in Eukaryota, Metazoa, Chordata, Actinopteri, Cichliformes, Cichlidae. The record is from RefSeq and is a predicted model, not a curated record.
GUGGUGGAGGGAGGCGACGUUACGACGUAGUAGAGAGUGAGUGAGAGAGUGAACCAAGUUUCCAGCGACUGAGCCAUCACGGCGUAAAAACUUCUUUUUUUGAAAUGAACUCGCUUGGCGGCGGCGGACGGGGUUUAUGCGGAGAUAGAGAGCCGUGAUAGCGGUUUCGGGGGCCCGGUCCGGCCCGGUGCUCAAGCCGAAUAUGGGUCAGACCGCCGUGUCUGCCGUGUCUCAGACUGCAAGCGUUGAGGGACUGGAGAAAUCAACAUCUCUGGCCAGCUGCGACGUGGCGGUGGACAGCUCUGCCAAUGCCCAGAAUGCCCAUGCACCACGGCAGCAGCGAGGCAAGCUGUCAACCCUGGGCAAACUUUUCAAACCCUGGAAGUGGAGGAAGAAGAAGACCAGCGACAAGUUCCAGGAUCUUUCAAAAGUUCUAGAGAGAAAAAUCUCCACUAGACAAACAAGGGAGGAGCUCAUCAAGAAAGGAGUUCUCAUCCCAGACCAAGAUGAACCAGUCAUCAGUGAAAAUCUGAACGGCCAUGCCACAUCCAGUUUGACGCCAGAAAAAGUCAAAGUCGACAUUGAGUCUCAAGAAACACUGCGGGAAGAACAGGCCACCGGGCCGGUCAGAACUGAGGAGAAACCAGAAAGGUCUGAUACUAAACCUAACACCCGGGCAAAUCAGGUGCGACCUCGAGAGACUCAAGCUAAAAAACAGCCAAGCGCCACUCCGCCCGCAUCAUCCAAACCUGCCGCUGGCACCGCAGCCACGGCAAAGCACAAGGAUGGUGCCUCUGGGGCUAAAAAGACAACUAAAACCACUGUCAAGACUGGGUCGUCCACACAAGCUAAAGCUAACCCCCCACGGAACACUAACACGACUGGUCGCGGGACUGCCAAGUCCUCUCAUCCAAAGAAGACGGGAUGCACAACAAAAAGCACCACCACCUCCACACCUCGUUCUCGUGCGUCAAAGGACACUGGCUCUGCAGCACAGAAUGAAAGGACAGAUGCAAAGGCCAACCGGAAAUCAGACACUCCGACUUCAUCGUCUGUACUUCAAAAAGCCUCUGCAGAGACUCUUAACCCACCUGGAGACUUAAAAUCUUCUCCCCUUUCCUCAGACACCAAACCUAUUUCAUCUAAAAGCAAUGACACAGGGGGAGCUCAGGGGGACUCUGUCCAAGAUCCUAAAUCUUCACUUGACGCAUCGCGUGCAGGUGAAGAUACCCAUAAAGGUGCGCUUCCUGGAACCACAAGCCAGUCUUCUCAUGUCAACACUGCUACAGAAAACACAUCAUUCGCAGAUGGAGAGGCACGCGGCAGCUCACAGAGCAGUAAACAGGAGAGGACAAAAGAGGAGGGAGGAGGAGGUGGAACGAAGAAAGGAGAAACAGAGAAUGUUGUUGAAAAUAGCCGGAGGUACUGUAAAAAUCUAGUUGCCUCUCUUGCCAGCAAGAUCCGCCGACGAGACACCUUGAACAUUAAACUGGGGAACCGACCCAGCAAGAAAGAGCUGGAAGAGAAAAACAUUCUGCCACGGAGUUCAGAGACGGAGAGGCACGAGCUACGCCAGCAGAUUGGCAGCAAAUUAGUCAGACGCCUGAGCCAAAGACCAACCACAGAGGAGCUGGAGCAGAGAAACAUUCUCAAGCAAAAGAAUGAAGCAGAGGAACAAGAAGCUAAGCAAGAGAUUAAAAGGAGGCUCACGAGAAAGCUGAGCGUGAGGCCGACGGUGGCAGAGCUCGUUGCUAGGAGGAUUCUUCGUUUUAAUGAAUAUGUGGAGGUAACGGACGCCAAGGAUUAUGACAGACGAGCUGACAAACCCUGGACACGGCUUACUCCUGCUGACAAGGCUGCUAUCCGUAAGGAGCUGAAUGAGUUUAAAAGCCGAGAGAUGGAGGUUCAUGAAGACAGCAAACAGUUCACCAGAUUUCAUCGGCCCUAAGUCUCCUCAAUGCCCCGUAGGCGUCAGCGCCACAAGCUCUCUGGUCCACAUCUCCCAGCAGGCUCAGCUCAGUCCACUUCACUCUGGAACUCAGUCGACCUUUUUCACAGCGGACUUUUUGUCUUGUCGCAGCAGGAAAAGCACAGGUGUACUUUACAACAUUUAAACGUGGCUGUGUUUCGUUCGGGUUAACCAGUUCCAAAACCUUGGAUGUGCGCUCAUACUUUAGAAGAGCGAUUGAUAGGAAGGUGACACUCGUUUCACCUGCAUUUUUCCUACUGAACCGCAUCGGAAUAUCUUAUGUAAAAAAGCUCUGUUGCCCCCGAUGAAAUUUUUAAGUCUAUCAUAACAUCUGUGUGUGUUUCAUGGCACCCAUAAAACAUUUGCACAUACCCAAUGUCAGGAUAGUGGCAUGUAUUGUGCUCAGAUUAGAUUUAUUUAUUGUAGAGUAUCAGAACCAGCUGGUACACAAAAUAUUUUGUGUAUUUCUUUUUUUUUUUUUUUUUUGUAUGUUUUUGGUCAGCCCUGUAGUGGUGAAUGUGAGUGUACUGUAGAGUUUGUGUCCUUGCCAGGGUUUUCCUUUGUCAGAAACUGACAAAUGGCCAAAUAUGGGCAACUUCCUAGUACAGGAAGUGGGGUUGAUUGGAUAGUUUCAUGCUGAUGUCAGUGCCUAUGUCACAGAUCACAGGAGAGGAGAGGCAGUUUCCUCUGCUCAGAUGUUCCCCUCAGAGAUGAAUCAGAAAUACUGCAGUUCAUUUUUUUUAAAAACGUGCUUUAAGUUCUGCCACUAGAGGUCACUGUAUCCUAAGAGUUACAGAAGACGAUGGUGCACAUAGCUGAAGAAUAACCGCAAGUGUUAUAUUUAAAACUGCUAAAGCUGAGGGAGCCACCUGAGGCUUUAAUAUUGAAGUGCAAAUCCCAUUAUGGCCACUUCUAAUCCCUCAGCACACUUUCCUGAUGAUACAUGAUGAUAACAUAUCAUCAUGUAUUCUCUGCUGGGUUAUGAACCUCUAAUCACAAAGUGCUGGGCUAGCUGUUUAGGAGAUGUACUCAUUGUUUUCUUAAUAGUUCUAUUACAGGCCUUUGGCUGGGGUGCUUUACUUGGCUCUUUAUUUGGUGCCAAAGAUAAAGCAGGAACCUGAUCGUAUGUAGGUGCUCUAAAUUGGAACGCUUACAGGUUUCAUUUUGUUGGGUGGACUACGUAGAGAACAGGCACUGAGAGGUUCAGCACUAGUAAUGAACUGCUCUCUUCUUUCAGAGAGUGAAAGAGUGCUUUUAUUUUCAUUUCCUUGAACAUGCUUUUGCAAUUUAGUCAAGUGACUUUAUUUUUAGAACACAUUAUAAAAGAAGAAAUGUUGACAUGAGUGCUUUGUGACUUUUGUGAUUAUAUCUUUACAUCUAGCUUUAACAUGCAUCUUGAAUUCAGCAAAAUUACCUAGUGACAUGAAUCAGAUUUAUUCGAUGGAUUUGUUCCACUUUUUGGAAAGUUAAUCUCCAGCCAUGUUAAUUAUUUCAGUAAGAAAUUACCAUUUUAGAUCAUUUUACAGUUUUGCUCAAUCAUGUUUCAAAAAAAAAAAAAUGUUUCAACUUUCAUGUGGUUGAAUAGAUGCCAUAUUUAACGGAGUCAAGAGGAUUUCCUUUGUUUAAAUGUGGAGCUAUGAAGCAUCUAGUGUGUGGAUUUGUGAUUUUUUUUUUUUUAGCAAUCUGGCUCGGGUGGUUUGGUAACUAUUGGAUUUUGGGGGAUUUGUGGAUUUGCUGCCUUUACGUGCACUGCCAGAUACUUGAGAUGCAUGUUUCUGAAAAAUGUAGAGGAUCCAUUAAAAGUGUUUUCUUUCUCCGAGAAUGCCAGAAUGUUUGUCUGAGCUUUAGUAAUAUUUUUGUCCCAUGCCUACUCGAGAAGAGCGGAGAUGUUGGCUGUCGAGUGAUUGACAGAUAGAGCUUGCUGACCUCCAAAAGACAGUGUUCUCAUAAUAGAGCCCCAACCUCCACAAACACUCGUCAUUCUUCCAAAUAGUAACUGAAAAGGGCAGAUUGAUUGUUUCCGCUUCUGAAUGUGCGGGGGUUGUAAAGUGAAAAGAUGUAUAGCAAUGAAAAAGAAGCAACAGUAUUCAUGUUGAUGUCUAAGUUGUUGUUCAUAUAUAUAUAUAUAUAUAUAUAUAUGAAUAUACAUAUAUGUGUGUGUACUGUACAGAAUGUAUAUCAAGCAUGUGCAUACAUUGGUAUGACUUUUACUGCCAAUAUAAUAUGAUACAACUUUUAUGUGAAUGUUUUAAAAUCAAAUUGUGUUGUUUUUUUUUUAAUAUUUUUUGAUACCAUCUCCAGACACUGAUAAAGAAGUGAUUACAGCUGA